This is a messenger RNA of Siniperca chuatsi (mandarin fish), 1928 nucleotides long. RefSeq names its product interleukin 22 receptor, alpha 2 (gene il22ra2). The transcript has 6 exons. The record is from RefSeq and is a predicted model, not a curated record. Gene Ontology annotation, molecular function: protein binding. Lineage: Eukaryota; Metazoa; Chordata; Actinopteri; Centrarchiformes; Sinipercidae. Bases 95 to 754 code for a protein of 219 amino acids.
GAUGGCAUGUUAAAGGCGGCUGUCUGCAUCAUCAGUCCAGUGUGGCUCGUUGUGUUUGUUGGCCUGUCUGUCGUCCACCAACAGCAUCAACGCCAUGACCCGUCUGCUGCUCGGAGCUGUGCUGCUGGGGAACCUGGGUGUCUGUGUCACAGAGCAAGUUCCAGAGAAGCUCGCUCCACCCACCCAGGUGAAGUUUGACUCUGUGGACUACAAAAACAUCCUGCGCUGGACUCCGCCCACCAACAGCACAUCACUGCAGUACUACAUCCAGUGGAAGAUUUAUGGCGAGGCUCAGUGGUUGGACGUGGACGGCUGUCAGGGGAUCCAGAAGCACCAGUGUGACCUCAGCGCCGUGACCUCUGACCCCAGAGAGUGGUACUACGCCAGAGUGCACGCUUCCUCCUUGCCCUCCAGCAAAUCAGCCUGGGCCCUCUCCCCGAGAUUCAGCCCACGCUGGGACACCAAAAUCAGCCCUCCUGUACUGAAGCUGAACGUCACUGAGCAAGGGAUUGUGGUCCGUGUGAAGCCCCCCAGAGUGCUCGUCCGGAAGAUGCACAGCAGUCUGCAGUACAAGAUCUACCUCAUACACACCAGUGGAGAGGAGGAGGUGUUUGAGAUGGACUGCUGUUCUAACAAGGUGACUUUGAAUGAGCUGAAGCACAAGGGCAAAUACUGCCUCCAAGCCCAGACCAUGAUCCCCCUCCAGGCCAAGACUAGCGCUCGUGGCUCUGUGAAAUGUGUCACUAUGCUCUGAUCACACAGACAAACUCUACCAACGUGAUACACUGAAUGACUGGACUUGUCAUCCAUCAGUUCAGCUUUAAUUAUCCAUUGCUACCUCAACGGCCGCAGCCAUAAACAUCUGUGCCAAUCAAAGUGAUGCACUUUAUUAUUAAAGGAUCUGACAUGUGGCUUGAACUAAUAAUAAUAAUAAUAAUAAUAAUAAUAAUAAUAAUAAUAAUAAGACAUUUUAUUUAAUGCCGCCUUUCAUGGCACUCAAGGUCAUCUUACAUCAUAUAAGAUCAGUAACAAAACAUACAAUAAACAACAAAGCGCCAGUACUAAAACAUCUGUAAGAUAUGCAAUAAGACUCGAUGAUGAAGAAUGAUUUCAGCCUCCGGGACGCUGUAACGGCAUUGUUCCAUUCAGAAGAACAUAAAAAAUAAAACAUUUAAAAAACAUUUUGUUCAUGAAAAUUCAUUGGAAAUGACAAAAUAAUCUAUUCCACUUACUAACUUUUUGUCCUCAGUGAGUCACUGGGUAAACUCCAUCCGCCGAUGAAGACUGCGAGAUGUGGUUCAAAGCUCUGGAAAAAGCUAGUGAGUGGACCUUGAGUUAAGAUUAUUUAGUUUGUUUUGUGGUUUUCAUGAAGCACAGCUCAUUAGCUCAUUUUUAAACUUUCACUUUAGACACUACAAGCACAGUGAACUGCAAAUUACUUCAGUAACCAGAGUUCAUAUGAUAUGACGUCAGUGAAUUACACAUACCGAAAACACUAACUAAUAUCUAGUUUAGCUUUUUUAUUUGGGGUUUUUUGUCUUAACAUUUCUGUUUGUUUACUGUGAAAAUGUUCUGCCAGUGACCAUUCCCAACACCAGUUUCAUUUGUGCAGAGAUGGGCGAAUUCAGGUGAUUCACACACUGCACAGUCCCGUCUGGUGAUUUAGGCUAAUGUGACUAGUGUAAUUUUUACCAAAAAUGAUUCACCAUUUCCUUUUAAUCAAGUUUAAAGUAAUAAUCUCUUGAAUUGGAAUGGCUAAUUGAUUGUCUACUGACACUUGAAACAGGCUAUAUUGUCAAUAAGUGAUAUCAAUUAUGCUACUAUUGGAUUUUAAUUAGUCAUAACUCAUCAUUCACAGCUUUGAGAAUGUAUUGUGCCAAAUGUAUUUGUUGCAUGUGUUAUGUUUCAAAUAAAAGCUAGACACUGUU